Ilex paraguariensis (yerba mate) is the source of this 1421-nucleotide messenger RNA. The record is from the annotation of a GenBank genome assembly. Lineage: Eukaryota; Viridiplantae; Streptophyta; Magnoliopsida; Aquifoliales; Aquifoliaceae.
CCCGCCGAACCAGACCUUGUCCAGCGCGGGAUUGAAGCGCGCGCGCACCACCAGGUCCACGGGCAGGGCGGUGGCGCCCCGAAAGCGCCGCACGAACUCGCUGACCUCGGCCGAGACGAUCUGCUGCACAUAGCUGUUGCCCGUGAAGGCCUGGCUCAUGCGCGUGGCGUCCACGUUCAGCUGCAGCUCGGGCGCGCGGCCCGCCAGCACGUCGCGCUGGAAGUUGGGCGGGAUGUUGAGCACGAAGGUGUAGGUGCCCGAGUCCAUGCCCGGGUCCAUCUGCGUGCGGUCGAUCAUGGCCGGCGGCGCGAACUGCGGCGGAUAGAAGGCGCCCGCGAUGCGCUGCGACAGCGGCGAGCCGUCCUCGUCCACGAUGGCGAUGGGCGCGUUGUGCAGGCUCUCGGGCAUGGCCGUGGCCGCCGUGUAGAUGGAGACCGUGAACACAUAGGCGAUGAGCACCAGCAGCACGGGGUCGCGCCACAGGCUCCACAGCUCCUUGACGCCCAGCCGGUAGAUGUUGGAGAAAAGGCGGGUGCGCAUCGCAAUGGCCAGGCCCAGGAUCGCCGGCACGGACAGCAGCAGCGGCCCGAACGAGCCGGCCAGCUCCCGAAAUCCCAGCGCCUUGCUGAACACGCCGCGGCUGAUGGCGAUCAUGUGGCUGGCCGGAUAGACCUCGCCGAUGGCGCGGCCCACGCCCUCCAGCGAGGACACGGGAUCGACCAGGCCUGCGAACUGCGUGGUGGGGAUCAGCGUGCCGAUCAGCACCAGGAACAUCGAGGCGAUCUGGCUGCGCGUCAGCGUGGAGGCCAGCAGGCCGAAGCCCGUGGAGGCGCCGCUGAAGAUCAGCGCCGCCAGGGCCAGCGUGGCAAAGCUGCCCGUCACGGGCACGCCGAACAGGGUGACGGCCAUCAGGCACAUCAGCAGGAAGUUCAGCAUGGCCAGCACCACAUAGGGCAGUUGCUUGCCCAGCAGGAAUUCGGUGCGCGUGACCGGCGUGACGUAGAGGUUGGUGAUGGAGCCGCUUUCCUUCUCGCGCACCACGGCCAGCGCCGUCAGCAUGGCGGGCAAAAGCAGCAGCAGCAGGGGCAUGACGGCCGGCACCAUGGCCGGCAGGCUGCGCACGUCGGGGUUGUAGCGAAAGCGCGUCUGGAUGUCGAUGAGGCCGGCCGGCGCCACGCCCAGGCGCUCGCGCGCCUGCUCGGUCAGCCAGUGCUGGUGGAUGCCCUGCAGGUAGCCGCGCACGGUCUCGGCGCGCGUGGGCAUGGCACCGUCGAACCAGGCGCCCACCUGCACGGAGCCGCCGCGCAGCACAUCGCGCGCAAAGCCCGGGGGGAUCUCGAUGGCCAGGGUCAGCUCGCCGCUGCGCAUGCGGCGGUCCAGUGCGUCGUAGUCGGUCAGCGGCGGCUGCUCGAUGAAGUAGC